AUGCGUCCCACGUUCGUCAGAGCUUUCUCGAACAAUUGUUUAGACGACAUCAUUGAGUCCGAAAUCAAUCGACCAUCCGCCGGUCCUGAAUUGCCCGCGACAAACGGUCCCAAUGGCGGGGAUGAGGGACAGCAGCCUCGACAGUUCAUCGUUGCGGUGGACUUUGGAACCACGUCCUCCGCCGUGGCGUACACAGUCCUUCGACCGGGGGAAGACAGAACUAUGGUAGACAUCCACCAGAUUUCAUCCAUUUCGUUGUAUCCCGGUUCUGGCGAGAAAGAGCGAGGGUUGACGACGGAAGUGCCCACGGAAACGUGCUAUCCUCUGAACGCCCGGCCCAGGCAGGCGGAUUCUGCUGAGGCGAUGGAUGUGGACCCCCCCGCGCGAUCCGGAGCAAAUCUUUCGCUGGGGGUUCUUUAUCGCAGCAGCUUUCAGAGAAUCACCCGUUCGAAGUUGCUGUUGGACAAGACGGAUUACACUAGGGAGCUCCGCGAACAGCUCCAGGCGACUGCCGAGAACCUGGCGGAAUUAGGGAUUAUCAACGACAGCAUGGACUUGAUUGUUGACUUCUUAAGCCACUUGCUUGCGCACACCAAAGCUCAACUCAUUUCGUUGCAUAUGUUCAAUGACAACGACUCAGUCGAGUGGGUGCUCUGUGUUCCAGUCGUCUGGCGAAGACGGGCAGUGAGAAAAAUGCAAGAUGCAUUGAUCGAGGCCAGCCGUCGAUCGCUCUUUGGUCGAACCAUCUCCAACAGUGUCGAAAAUCUCUACAUCGUUUCCAAACCGGAGGCUGCUGCGGCCCAUGUGUUGGCGUCCACUCGAGAGGUGAAGGCCGGAGAUACCUUCAUGGUCCUGGAUGCCGGGGGUGGGACUGUCGACGCAGUGAUCUAUAAAUUGAGAAACACCGAACCUCUCCAGCUGGAAAAGGAGGCUGUGAAACCAGAAGGCGCUCUAUGUGGCUCGAGCUACUUGAAUGAACGAUGUGAGGAGAUUUUGCGAGACCGGUUAAAGGAUGAAACCUAUCUCACGUCUCCCACUCCUGGGGCACGCAAAGCGAUCACCAUGGAGGGAAUCAUUGCAUCCCAGGUCUGGGAAUUUGAAACCAAAGUCAAGAGGAAUUGCGACAUCAUGGAUAGCAAUUUCACAGGCCACGUGUUUUUUAUCCAAGGGCUCAGGGAGAAUAAGGCAAAGAACUUCACAGACCACCGACUGAGACUGGACCAGAAGGAAUUUAAAGAUAUUUUCCGCCCUUGCUUGGAGGGAACCUCCAGGCUCAUGCUGAAACAGCUCCAGGCAGCCCGCCAAAAGGGGAUCAUCGUCAAGGCGAUCUUGCGCCAGCGGUCAGUUGAGAUUGUCGGCUCCCCCGUGGGUCUCUUGCGCCCUAACGUCCGACUGAUUGUCCUGAUUGCCGAAUAUGGCAGCGACACUGCGGUUGCUUCUGGUGCGGUUCUCCGGGCUCUCAAUCAAGAACUAGGGCCGAUUAGGAUCAUCCAGUCGAGCUACGGUUACCUGCGCACCGAGCCCUGGGAUCCUGAGCUUAUCAAGGCUCAUAACUCAAGCAAACCGAAGCAGGUUGAUCCGAACAAUGGAGACUUAUACGUGAAGAAUACCAUCUGUUGGGUCUUGAAGAAGGGCGAUGAAGUUCCUCCAUUUGCUGAAUACAGGUUUCGAACUUUGUUCACAUUCCCAGCAAACACUAAGCAGAGGUUUAAAUGCAACCAACAUCUGUAUGUGUCAGAUAUGACUUUCUUGCGUACCGAGGGCCACAUCCGGCCAGUCAAGCCGGAUAAUGAGCUCGGUCGACGCCAUUACCGCGUUGAAUAUGACCUUGUCAUGAUUGUCGACGGUUACAAUAUACGAUAUGAGGCGCGCUGGGAUAAUGGCCAAGGAGAACAAGUCCACGCAGAGAAGCAAAUCAAUAUUGCCGCAGCGUUUGCCAGUCUCGAGCCUGAGUGGGAGUCGGACGAGGACGGAGAGGAGUAUCUGACUGACUUAUGCAUACAGUCUGGACAGAGAAGCAAAUCAAUUGCCAUUGUAGAUUGUUCAAUACCUACUGCGAUAUGCUUACUGAAUGGCACCAUGCAGGUUGCGGAUGUUUGCUCUAUCCCACCAGCCACCCAUUGUCUUUGA
Aspergillus fumigatus Af293 is the source of this 2130-nucleotide messenger RNA. Its product is annotated as HSP70 family protein. The record is from RefSeq and is a predicted model, not a curated record. NCBI's taxonomy places the organism in Eukaryota, Fungi, Ascomycota, Eurotiomycetes, Eurotiales, Aspergillaceae.